Raphanus sativus (radish) is the source of this 1425-nucleotide messenger RNA. RefSeq lists its product as uncharacterized. Lineage: Eukaryota; Viridiplantae; Streptophyta; Magnoliopsida; Brassicales; Brassicaceae. The record is from RefSeq and is a predicted model, not a curated record. The transcript has a single exon. Bases 519 to 1043 code for a protein of 174 amino acids.
UAGUUUUACAGCAAAGAAAGAGCUUGUAAAAUCGAAUCUCUCUCCCCAGAUUUAGCCCUAAACCGUUACUUGCCACCCUCUCUCUCUCUCUCUCUCUCUGGAUUUUCCCGGAAAAUUGAAUCUACUUCCUGCCAUAGUUUUCCUCGUAUUCCGUCUCUGAUAUUUCUCUGACCCCCGCCGCAUCGAAUCCGAUUCUUAGAUUUAGGGGGGAGGUACAGAGAAAUCUAAAACCUAGAUCCUUGCUUUGCUUCCUUGAUCAGAUUCGAGAUUCCUUGACCCCCCUCUUUGGUUUGCUUCAUCUCGACGAAAACAGGGAGAGGAAGGAACGAACGGAGAAACUCAUUUCCUCGAUUUCUCUCCUUGAAUCAAUCGUCUCCUUCCGUUGACCAGAUCUUCCGAAUCCUCUCUCUAUCUCUCUCAUGUUACAAUCCGAUUCAACUAUGCGCUGACUAACGACAGAAAGGAAGAAGAGAGAGCCACGCCUUGCUUCUUUUGUUUUCAAUCAGGAUCGGUGAUUAAUGGAGUUUCUGAAUGUUUGUUUACUCCUCGCUAUGAUUCUCAGCUCCCUCUUUGUCCAUUCACAACAACAAGAUCAAGCCCGGACUUUUUCACCGCCUCCUCCUCCUUCGCCGACUCUUCAAGCUAACACGCCUCCUCCUCCGCCGCCUCAAAACAGCGUUGGCAUUCUGACUCCUCCGCCUCCUUCUCCUCCGCCUCAUAACAGCGUCGGCAUUCUGACUCCUCCUCCGCCGCCUUCUCCAUCACCACCGCCGCCGAGUCCAAAACCUCCUCCUCCUCCUCCUCCGCCUGCGCUAGCUUCUCCUCCACCUGCUAACAGAAACAAAUCACGGAGGCUACGACCGCCAUCUCCGCCUCCUCCGCCGCCUCCACGGAUCUUCAAACAGCCAGAGAAAAGUGGAUUAAACAGAGGGAAGACGGUUGGUCUUGUGUUCGCUGGGUUCGCAGGGAUGCUGCAGAUAUGCGUUGUUGCCUUCUUGGUUUUCAAAAGAAAGCAGCUUUUAAGGAUGACACAUACUUACUGAUUAUUCCAAAAGGGACAAACUUUAAAAGAAGAGAUCAUCAAGGCUUCAUCAUUAGCCCUUCUCCCUCCCCUUAUCGGAUCUAUCAAGACUUCCUCUGUAAAUGGGUACAUUCUGGGUUUGACAAAGUUCUUUUUUUAUAAUAUUUUUUUGUUCUUUUUACGGUCGUCUAGUUUUUUUUUUUCAUUUACAUGCCUAAUGAUGCUAACUAGAGUGAAACAGAGAGAGGUGUCGAGAGAAAGAAGUGGCUCUCAAGUCAUGUAAUAUUGUUUUUAGUCCAAUUCUGUGAGAGGAAAAAAAAACGAUAAUAUAAUUUCAUUUGUGAGCUUUGUUACUUUGAAUAUUCUUGUUAACAUUCUCUAAAUGAGUCCGGGUUGUACACAGA